GUACAAAUGACGCUCAAGCAUUUAUCUUAACACUCAUGAGUUGCUUUGAAGAGAUCAUUUGUGCUGGUAAACAUUUUAUAAGACUAGUGGGGAAAAUGAAUGUGUUCAGGGGGCUUUUCAUCAAAAGUUGGUCAUCUGAUGUUCAGCUUGAUGGGAAAACUGCUAUAGUGACUGGAGCAAACACUGGUAUUGGGAAAGAAACAGCGAGAGACCUGGCAAAGCGUGGGGCACGGGUGAUCCUGGCCUGCAGAGACAUGGUGAAAGCUGAACAAGCCGCCAGUGACAUCAGCAGAGAAGUGGAGAACGCUACAGUCAUGGCUCGUCAUCUGGAUCUGGCAGACACCAAAUCCAUCUGUGACUUUGCCGAGUUGAUUUACAACACUGAAAAAUCUUUACAUUUGCUGAUUAAUAAUGCUGGAGUGGCAAUCUGUCCAUACUCCACAACAGCAGACGGAUUUGAGACACAGUUUGGAGUCAAUCAUUUAGGACAUUUCUUUCUCACAUUCCUCCUUAUGGAUCUGUUGAAGCAUUCAGCUCCUUCUAAAGUGAUUAAUGUCUCCUCAUUGGCUCACUCCAUGGGAAAUAUCUACUUUGAGGACCUGAACAGCAAGAAAAGCUAUCAUCCUGUGAAGGCCUACGUGCAGAGCAAGCUGGCCAAUGUACUCUUCACACGAGAGCUUGCCACAAGAGUGGAGGAGACGGGGGUGAGUGUGUAUGCUGUGGACCCAGGCUUAGUGAAGACAGACAUCAUCAGACAUAUGAAAAAGUCUCUGCAGUUCUUUGUGAAGACAUUUGGGUUUCUGAUAAAAACUCCUGCAGAGGGCGCAUACACCAUCUUGUAUUGUGCUCUUACCCCAGACCUGCCCACUGGAGCCUACUACAGUAACUGUAGUCUGGCUCCAUGCUCAAGGGCAGCUAAUGAUGACAACACUGCGAGCAGACUGUGGGCUGCCAGCUGCCACCUGCUGGGGAUUCGCUGGAGAUGAAAUGACUUCAACCACAGCCUUAUUUCACACUAAUUCCCUUAUUGAGUUUCCUUAUACCCCCUGUUUAUCUAUACUAGCCCAGCUGAGCCUUCUUUUUAUGCCUCUGCACAUAUAUAAUACCAGUAUUUGAUAAAGCUAAGGAGAAUCAUUUUUUUUAUUUUUGGGGGGGAUUUUCACAGUCUGGGAUAUGUCAAUGAAUAUCAACAACAUUUAUUUUGAUGCAUUAUUAUUUUUUGUCCAGUGUCAGAUAAAAAAAAGAACUCACUCAGGACCUUAGAGGAAAAAAGGUCCCCGUAAAAAAAACUGGCAUAAAAAUAUUAUAUAUUAAUAUUAUUUUCCACUUUUACCGAUUUUUUUAACCAACAUCAAGGACUGACUAUCAUAACUACCAAAUAUUCAUUAUUGUUCAGGAUUUUAACCCUUUAAAUGCCAGUUUGUUUACAUAAUGCCACUGUUGUUUUUACACAUGCACACAAAUAUCUCAAUACACACAUACAAAACACACUCUGAUAUCCAUACCAAGACACCCACACAAUUAUAGCUGCAUCGUUUAUUAAAUUGGCCUGCAGUAUAGUACAGCAACCAGAAAAUAGGAAAAAGCCUGUUUUAGCUCCAUAGGCUAAACAUAAGAAAAAUGGCGCCAUCUGGUGGAAAAUAUAUUAAAAAAACAUUUGAAUCCAGGGCUCCAGAAUGAAAGCAUAAUAUCAUAGAAUUCAUGAUUUUAUGCUUUAAUGGCACUGGGAUCAAAUAUAGCCGUUUUAAUUGGUUUCAAUGGGGAAAUAUUUGUCCUUAAGUGUCCUGAGUGUAACUAUUGUGUGUCCACAGUGUAUAAUAGAUGUAUUUUAGGAACUGAGGUUGAAAUAUCAAAAUUCCCCCCCAAAAUACACAACUUUGACAAAAUGUAUGAUGUUGGCAUUUAAUACAGCCAAAAUUGUAUGAAAAAAAUCUAAUGAAAAAUGAAAAAGACAAAAAUGUCCAUAAGGGUUAAACACUUCAACAUAAAACGAUUAAAGAGAUUUGUGCAUGUUUAUUGAACUAUUUCCCUUCAUUGAAUAAACUAUCA
Molecule: messenger RNA, 2049 nt
Organism: Xyrauchen texanus (razorback sucker)
Lineage: Eukaryota; Metazoa; Chordata; Actinopteri; Cypriniformes; Catostomidae
Exons: 7
Coding region: 36-986 (316 amino acids)
Source: RefSeq, a predicted model, not a curated record